This is a messenger RNA of Anopheles stephensi (Asian malaria mosquito), 5544 nucleotides long. Its product is annotated as GAS2-like protein pickled eggs. Bases 876 to 3686 code for a protein of 936 amino acids. Gene Ontology annotation, biological process: microtubule bundle formation; regulation of microtubule polymerization or depolymerization; protein localization to microtubule plus-end. NCBI's taxonomy places the organism in Eukaryota, Metazoa, Arthropoda, Insecta, Diptera, Culicidae. Gene Ontology annotation, molecular function: actin filament binding; microtubule binding; cytoskeletal adaptor activity. Gene Ontology annotation, cellular component: actin filament; microtubule plus-end; stress fiber. The record is from RefSeq and is a predicted model, not a curated record. The transcript has 11 exons.
UUGACGGUAGACGGUUCCGCGAACGCACGAACGCGUACAUAAUGUACACUUUUCGAUUCGUCCGCGUUUAAUUCACUCGUAUACCCGCGACUACACGGACGUGCCCGUGCUCUGUGUGAAUUACGCCCAUUUCGUUCUUAGGUCCUCUCUCCCCCAACCUUUUGCCGCAAUAUUCUAGUGACAGUAGUUAUUCCCCCCUGAGGGAUACAAAAGUAGUGACAGCGAGAAAAAAGUGCAACUUCGCGAAAAAAGGCAAAGCCUACUACGGUGUGUGUGUGUGUGUGUGUGUGUGUGUGUGUGUGUGUGUGUGUGUGUGUGUGGAUGACAAACCAAACUCAGCCACAGACUUGUGCAUUGUUGGCUGUGCGGUGCCAGCAGCAUGGUAUCCUUUACGAUCAAACCAUCACCACUGGAAGGCGUUAGAACGACGACAGAUACGGUGAAGAGCGUGCGAACGGCGGUACCAGCGGAACCGGAAGCAGCCGCGAGCAGUCUGUAGAGAGGCGAGAAAGUAAUAAAACAAUCCACCCAAACAACGAAGCAUCGUCGAAAGCAGCAGUGCCAGCAGACUCAUCAGCAGCAGCAGCAGCAGAGAGAACGGAAAUCAUUCGGAUUUUCGCUCGAUGAAAAUCCAAUCGAUACACGAAUUUGGAAGGCUUUCCAACGCCUAAGCAACACGACAAACUUCCUGCACUACCCGUAAGAAUAAGCUAGAAUCGUGGAAGAUCUAAACCGCUAAACCAUAGACAAUAAGCUAGUCAACUAAACAGCUAAUCAUAAGAAAAAAAAAUUGGUGCUCUGAAGAAGGAGAAACAUCUCGAGGAGGAAAGAGAUUAACGAGUUAUCGAACGACGAAGCAACAAAGCUAACUCAAAAUGAACACCGUACUGCUGGAAUCUCGGCCCUACCGGCCGUUCAAAUCGAGCGAGGAGUAUCUGUACGCGAUGCGCGAAGAUUUAGCCGAAUGGUUGAACACAAUGUAUCCGGACCUGCGCAUCAAUGUGGAAAACUUUAUGGACCGGCUGGACACAGGCGUCGCACUGUGCAAGCAUGCCAACAACGUACGAGUGGCCGCCGAACAGUACGUCGCCCGGCGCAUGGCACGAAACAAAUCCAUGACGAAAUCGAUCACAUCCGGGCUGGCCGGUCCGAUCCUGAGUAUGGGCAAUGUGCACUUUCUGGCCGCGGCCAAGAGUGGCACCUUCUUCGCCCGGGACAACGUCUCGAACUUCAUCACCUGGUGCAGAAAAAGCCUUCAGAUUCUCGAGUGUCUGCUGUUCGAAACGGACGAUUUGAUAAUGCGCAAGAACGAAAAACACGUCAUCCUGUGCCUGCUGGAAGUUGCGCGACGUGGUGCCAAGUUCGGAAUGCUUGCUCCCAUGCUGGUGCAGAUGGAGCGUCAGAUCGAUCGGGAGAUUGCGGCCGAUAAUCGGGCCAACGCUGGCGUUGGCUGUGGAACGCAGACGGAAGGUGAGGGCGGUGGUACCGGCACCGGCAUAUCUACCGGCACGGAAACGGAGCUUUACGACAGUGACAGCGAGGAGGAGGACCACGAGUCCGAGUCACCGAUGCUGAUGUACGGCCCGCAGCCACAGAUCGUAACGAACGAUUUGAAGAGCCUGGACGAGAUGGUUCGUGAUCUGGUGGAAAAGUGCACCUGCCCGUCCCAGUUCCCGAUGGUGCGCGUCUCCGAGGGCAAGUACAGAAUCGGCGAUACCAAAGUGCUCAUUUUCGUGCGGAUUCUCCGUUCACACGUGAUGGUGCGCGUCGGUGGCGGUUGGGAUACGCUUGCACACUACCUGGACAAGCACGAUCCGUGCCGGUGUCGUUCGCAGCAUCGUUCGUCCGCCUCAGCACGGCUCAUCACCAAAACGAGCAACGCGAAUGGAAUCGAGCUGCACAAGGCUCAGGUUCACUACGAUCGCUCUGGAUCUCCGUGGAAGUCUAGCGCAACUCCCAGCCAGAACGGAUCACCGAUUAAUGGCGGUGGUAGCAACAGUAACACCAACACCUUGUCACCUCCAGCACGUGCCAGAAGUCGCAGCCGUAGCCCCAGUGCGCCACGUCGUUUACCGACAGAAAAUGGGGAUAAACUGCAACCGCCAGGAUCUCCGCUGAAAACAUCACGACGCUCGGUGUCACCGAGUCCGCGCCGGAUGCAGGAGAACAGUGUGGCCAAGCGCAAAGCAGCCGGCACAGCCAGCAAUGCUACCGCUGCUGGAGCUGGUGUAGUACACUUUGAAUGUGAUAAAGAGCCGGUGGCAGCGGUAGCUGGAGCGACCACCGCUUUGCCGUCGGAAGAUGACAAGAAUCGUUACGAGAGCGUCAGCGACAAUGGUAGCGAGAUCAGUGACGAGGGUUACCGCAGUUUGGGUGUGGUGCAGGGUGGCCAGACUGCUGGUACCACCACAGCCGGUGGUGCUGGCGGUCUGCGCAAGGGGUUCGGAAACAGUCAACAUUCGAGCGAAGAUGCAGAUACUAAUGCGCAUCUCGACACGACCACUUCGGACUCGCAGGCCAGCCCGACGGAGGAGGAAAGCUCCACGAAAACGAACGACGAAGAAGAUCUGACACCCAUCUCGGAUGAGCUGGCAGUAGCGAACGGCUCCUCCCCGGACGUUCGUCAAUACGCCACGACCGAGCACGAUUCGCUUAUCGAUUGUCCGGACGGGCCCAGCUCUACCGGCCCAGCUUCCGGCUCCUUCGAAAGCUACGGUGUGUACGUGAACGAUGACGAAAUCACGGUGGACAUUGCGAAUGCGACCGGUUUGCGCAAGACGGGCUUCUCCGACCGCAUUAUGGACCGUGCCAGUGUGGCCCCUGCGGCCGCUGCCGCUGGUGCUGGCGGUGUCGGAUCACGCAUACCGCGGUCCCCGGUUGGACCGCGACGAAAGGAAAGUGCCGAAAGCACCGCCAGCGGUACGGUUACCGACGAGUUGGCGAUGGGCAACCAGACCGCCGGUCUACGCAAAACUUCCAUCGCCAAAUCGGUCACGCGCAAACCGGCCGCACUCGCCGGUUCCACCGUGAACGGCCCGGACGCAGCGGCCAAGGAAACGAACACCUGGAGUGGUCGAUCCAACAAAAAGCGACCAUCGCUAACGCCACAGACGUUCAGUGCAACCGGGAAAGCGACCGGUACUCCGGCACACCCGGCACCCGCAUUCACCCGCAACUCGCCGGUGCGUGCCUCACUGGCAGCGGAACGCACGAUGACGGGUCGUAAUCGAACGCCGAAGGCGUCCGGUUCGGCCUGCACUUCCACCAACACGUCACCGAGCAAGAGCUCCUCGGAUGCGGUUGCACUUCUGCUGCAGCAAAUCAAGGACACGCUCGAUUCGGGCACGAACGAUACGCAGAUCGUGGAACGCGUCCGGCGGCUCGUGUCGCAAACCAGUGUGCCGGACGAGCUGGUGAACGAUUUCACCACCGCCUGGGUACAUUCGAAUGGGAAUCUCGAUCGAUCGAAGGUGAUACUGGCGGCCGGUUCCGGCUCAACCACCAACGGAUCGUCACCCUCCAAACCACAGUCCACGCUGUCGAAGCGAGCGAGCACCCUGUCCAAUGCUUCCGACAGUACGCAGUCCAACUGUCGCGAUCUAGCGUCCGUCGUAUCGCCGAGGCGACUUGAUAAGGGCCUGUCCAAGAUACCGGCACCGGUCCGGUCAAACACGGGCCUAUAUUGACGAUGUGUUGCCUAUCCCGUACGUUCCGAUGUUGUGCAAACCACACUAAAGCCAUAUCCAGCAGUAUGUCUCAGAGAGGCCUCUGGCUUUUCCUCUGCCCCGACUAAUUACAGUUUAAACAACACGGUCCAGUCCAGUGAGUGUGAUGGAAUAAUGAGAGCGAAAUAUUAAGUUUGGUUCCGAUUUUGUUUGCAAAUUCCGACACCUUUCCCGUAGACUAGCUUUACAGGGUUUCUCGGGCCAGUUCAACAUUGAAGGUGUUUUAUGCUGUGGAAGUGGCCCGAGAAACCCUGUAAGCAAAACGUCGAUUGCUUUGCUUAUGUUGUUGCGUUGCUCAGAACCAUAUCAGAGGUAAAAGAAUGAUCGAAUUGUUUUGGAAUUCAUCCUUAAAUGGGGCACGUUCGAUUGGCUUUGAUCAAAUGAGACACGAAAUGGGAAGGAUCGCACCUUUGUUGUCAUUUGGACCGGGUGGCUCGCCCCGGAUGUUUUGCUUCCUGUUGUUACUAUUGUGCUGUAGAAAUUGUUUAGUAGUUUAGAAAAGGCCGAACCGUGCUGCAUAUACACCACUUAUAAAGCGAAUCCUAUAAUAAUGCGCUUCCAGACUCGGAUUCUCGCGCGAUCCCGAACACGUGUCUCUCACCCAGCAGACAAAAUAGUCGUGGCGGGAAAUCAUUAUCUCUUAUUAAAAUCCAGCUUUCCAGUAAAUCCUUUACAUGGAAUAAAACUAAAGCAACAAGCUAAAUGUUGAACAGGUUAGAGAAGUGCUAGAGCCAGAACCGUAGAGUGCUGCCGCUGAAUGACUGACUUUUGCUUUUUUACCGAGUACGAGUUUAGGAAAGACCCGUUUUUGACUAGAAUGAGAUAGAAACUUUCGAGAGGUUUUUUUUUUUUUGAGAACCAGGUAAAAUCCAAGGUUCGGUACUGACCUGAUGAUAGGAUAGGAGGGUAGCACCGAAAACUGAGUGCUUGCAGAAAAUAUUUUAACCAGGCACCCGAUCGACGCGUGUCUCCCCUACAGCAGCCGAGUAGUCUUUCCCGUUUUUCCUACCUAGCCCUAAAUGAAUGCCGCAUUUUUUAAACGUUGCACAUUUCCCAUUUUCAUCAUCUCUAGCAUAUAUCCUUCGGAGUGCUAAUUAGCUUAAGGAAAACGCACUGAUGGAUAUGGGCAGAGUUGCUGAACUACAAACUUAGAAAACAAACAGUACGAAAUUGUAAGCGUCCAAUACGAUAGGAGAGGGCUACCGAGGUGGAGGCAAUCGUAACACCGCAUUCAGGCAGAUGAUACAAUUCAUAUUAAAAUUCAUUCAAAAACAUUUACAGGUAAAGAACAAAUUGACACAAAAAUGCGGAGCGGAUAGCAUAGACUUUAAAAAAUAAUUAAAUGGUAACGUAAAGGCAAGCGAAAGAACGUUGAAAGGCGUGGAAAACAAGCAAUUAUCCCCACAUCACCUGGUGAUGAGGAACACGGGAACGAGCACUACGGUUUGGACAAGCAUUACACGCAUAAUCAAAGAGUGCUGUGCAAUAUAUAUGUGCGCAUCUAGUGUGUUAAGUUUGAUAAGCUUAACGGUAGCGCGGCCAGAAUGGCAGUUUACGAUAGGAAGAAGUUAAAAAAAAGUUACUAACAAAACGCAAGUUCUUAUACGAAAAUCAAAAAUCACGAUAAAAACAGAAACACUGGAUUAAACACCACCUUACGUGUAGGGUGGUACGUUCGCAAACUGGUUUAAAGUUUUCUUUUAAGCGGCGUGAAGGGGGAAGAAACCCCAUGCAGCAACACAUGUAAUGGAAACCCACUAGCUAUUUUUGUGGCAAUAAUAAAGCGUCAAUAAAAGUGCAACCUUCAUUAGCAGAGAGA